GAAUGCGCUCAAUAAUUAUUCAUCAAAACCCAGCCCAUGUCGAGAUUGUAUCGGUUUCAGUCUGAAACACACCAGACUGAUGUGAGGCUAAAGGUCAGCGAGACUGGAACCUGACAGGCUCUCGGCUGAACCAGACUCAGGUUUAUUAUCACUGACGUUUGUCGUGAAAUCUGUUGUUUUUGUGGCAGCGGUACAGUGCAAGACAUAAACAUUACUAUCAGUUACAAAAACGAAUAGUGCAGAAGAGGAAAAAGAGGCCGAUCUGACUGGGAAAUGGAAGCGGCUGUGGAUUUGACAGUGGUGCCGCUGCCGAUUUAUUGCUGAACUGCUGUAAGUUCAGGGAGAGGGAACCGGUUGUGUGUUCACUCAGGAGGGCAACUGGAGGAUCCACUGGCGAUUUGAAUCGAUUGAAAUGGAGUUGAGAGCCGUGCUUUCAGCCCUAGGAUUGGGGUUCGUUUUGUUUGGAGCCGGUGCCGAAGGUGGAUGUGUGGACUUUGGAACUUGCUGUAAGGGCAGAGAAUCCCAAUGUCACACGACCGGCUGGCGACCCGAUCGUUCUUACGGAACUUGUUACUGUGACCAGGCUUGUGGACGUACCCUGGAUUGCUGUCACGAUUACCAACUGGCCUGCCCAGCUGUUUCUUGCAAAGUGACUGAGUGGAGUUUCUGGAGCGGCUGUGCAGAACCAUGCAAAAAUACUUACCGUGUUCGUCGACGGUACAUUGUACAGGAGCCAAAGAAUGGUGGUGAGCUUUGUCCUCCCUUAGAGGAAAGAGCUGGAUGUGUGGAAUAUCGUAAUGACGGGGACAGAAUGUGCAGGCAGUCCCUUGUCCCGGCGUUAAUUACCACAGGGGGAUAUGGAAAAGCUCGGAGAAAGCGAGAUGCUUCCAUUGGAUCCCAGGAGCCAGGGUAUUGUGUGGAAUUCCAAGUAAAAUCAUUGACUCAGAAUUGUUUGAUUGAAAACCGUCCUCAUGCUAGGUGGAUGCAGUACCUUCGACCAGGCUUCACUGUUUGUGUGGAAUGUCAGCCUCCUGCCCUGAACUCUGGCUUCCAGAGAUGCUAUGGUGAUGGUGGAGAAACUGAAAGCAGGAACCAGAUUCUACAGUGGUAUGCAGUUGGUAAUCCUCACUGCAGAGGAACAUGGAAAUGGAUUCGACAAAUGGAAUCAUGCUCUUGUCCUUUAGUCCACAGUUUUUUAUUUAUUUGAAGUAACUCAUCUGGUCCAUGAACACAUUCUUCUGAUUAACACUUGCACGGACACCAGAAGUUAGGAACUUUAUUCAAACUACACGAAGACUAAGUAUAAGAUAUAUUCUGAACACUACAGUAAGAAUAUGAAGGAAUGUCUGAAAUGUUACCUUCUGGAAAUGGUUUUAUUUUCCAGAAUUUUUAAAUCUUAUUUCAUCAUUGUGGGAUUAAAACAAUCCUCAUUCACCCUUUGAGAAUAAUGAAACUUCAAAAUGAAAUUACAGCUUUUAAACUGAACAAAAGUACCAGUAUUUAGACAUCUUUUUAUAGGUUCUAUUUUGAUUGUUGAAGAGUGAUUGAUUUCCUUCAAAUUUUACACCUUGUACAGUUAUUACUCACACAUAUUUAAUAGGCAUAUCUGGUGUGUAAUAUCUCUUUAAAGAGAUGGGGAAAAUUUCUUUCACUGAACGUGAAAGUCCAUUUUUGGUUGGAAAGCAUUUCAGUAUGUGCAGGUAAUCAACGAUUUGAGAAAUACUCAUUCCUGCACAGCUUACUGAAUUUUUCAUUACUGUUAAGGUGAAUUAUAUAAUUAAUUUGUGACUUACCUUAGAAAAAAAUAAACUUAAGAUUGAAAUCUUGAGAUGAAUUAAGCAAAUGGGAGAACUGAGGAGAUUGUUGCAUGCAUAAAAUAAAUUGUAAGUUUCUCUUAAUAUAGUUUGAAAUUAAGAUUUUAUAGAUGGCUUUUAAAAAAUAAACUAGUUAACACAUUUUUGUUUAAGUGGACAAAUGUAUCUCUACGUUCAAACCAUUUCACCCCAUAACAAGACCAUUGACUUCUACCUCUGCGAUGUUGCUGGCUUUUUUUCCAUCACUGUCACUGUCACACACUCUCAGCUAUGUCACACUUAGACUUCUUCUGACUUCCAUGCAACAUAAACUGUAACUCCUUGUGUUUUCAAUGAACUAUACAGUAUUCUGGUCACUUCUGGUUAUUAUCGCUGCUGUCUUUGCCAAUCACCAUGAUUUACCUGUUGCUUUGUGCAUUGGCUUCAAAAUUCUCCUUAUUUCACACAUGUAUCUCAUGGCCUCUGUUGCAACCACUUGGAGCUGUAACUUUCUGUUUCACCUUCUGAUCAUCCAACUUGGAUAUAAUAUGUAUUUUCUUGUUCUCGCUUGCAAUCUUUACUAUACACAUCUAUCAUCAUUUCCUACUUUCAAACCUUUUAAUCAUCUUCAUUGACUUUGCAUGAGGUCUUCCCACUAACCUCAGUAUGGAUGUGGUCUCACAACUUUGCAUUGUGGAACAUAUUUCUAAUUUAAAGUGUUAUAAUGAUCUGAAACCUAUAUCUUUGAUUUAUAAAAUUGUUGCUAAAAAUAUACCUGCAGAUUUUUAUAUCUCCUGCCAUUUCUGUUAACUCAGUGCGGUCCUAUGUCUAGUUUUCUGUCUUUUAUUUCUAUGGAAAGCAUUUUUGGUCAAACUCAGUAAUAUUUAUUUCUGAGGAAAUGUGUGGUUCCUUCCAGAGUGUUUAUAGAACAUGUCAGGAGCUAUGGAGGAGAAUGCUGUUCAUUAUCAAUUCUCUCUUAGGAGUGACGGUAUGGCUCAAUGCAGUCUAAAUUCUGACUGACAGCAUGAAAUUAACUAUCUACAAUUAAGACCAUAGUUCCCACAUAAUCAAGUUAAUUUUGUCAAUUUAUUCAAACUUAUUAUUAAGAUAACAUAUAAAUAUUCUUAAUAACAAUUACCUUCUUUCCUCUGCUUAUUAAUAGCUCCUGAAUUAAUUUUCAAUUAUUCUUGAUAUAAUUUUUGUAUUGGAAUAAUGGACCAAAAUAAUAGUCUUUGGUAUGUGUAUUUGGCCCAUUUCUAAAAAUAACGUAUUGAUUUUACUACUGGUUCGGUGUACCUGCCUAUUAGAAGUGAUAGGACCAUAGAAAUUAUUUUUUAUUUAUAGGUGUAUGCACAGUGGCUAUCCAUUGCACUGCCUUCAAGCAUUCACUUUCAUUUUAUUUGGACAACUCUAGCUUAAAUUCAUUCCUCAGGUAAGUCCUUUGCUCUGUGGAUACAAGUCAUCACUGAUACUAGAAACUCACAUACCUAAGUCAUUUUUUUUCCUUAAUGGAUGGUUAGCAGUUAACUUAUUUGGUAAGCUGCUCAUUAACUUUUCUGGAUAAAAUCUUACAUGAGCUUUAACAGCCUUUGGAAUGUGUAUAUGGCCCACCUCUAAAAAUUUACUUCUCAUGUGCAAGAAAUCGCCUGUUCAAUGUCAUUGGUGGAUUUUAUAAUGAAAUAAUUGAUUAAGUCUCAAAGUGAAACCUUGUGAAAAUAAAAACAAAUUGUUAGUAGUAACCAUUCAUAAAAUUGAGCAGCUAUUAAGCAUGGUCCAUUUAAACUAAUUUCAAAAUCAAUAAGAAUUUUUUUGUUGGGUGAUUUGCUGUGAAUCAAGUCCCAAUGUUUUAACCCAAGCAUAUCAAUAAAGUAAGAGAGCAUCUAUCAACUAUGUUUAUUGCUGCAUCUAUAU
Pristis pectinata (smalltooth sawfish) is the source of this 3704-nucleotide messenger RNA. RefSeq names its product somatomedin-B and thrombospondin type-1 domain-containing protein. The transcript is spliced from 5 exons. The coding region runs from base 413 to 1207 and encodes 264 amino acids. Lineage: Eukaryota; Metazoa; Chordata; Chondrichthyes; Rhinopristiformes; Pristidae. The record is from RefSeq and is a predicted model, not a curated record.